AUGCUGGGGCUGCGCCACCUGGUGAUGGCGCGGCGCAGGCCGGGCUGGGGCGCGGCGCCGAGCGGCCGCCAGGCUUCCGCACGUGCCUGGCGCGCCGCGCCCGCCGCGCGCCGCGCCGACCGGGACCGCGACGCGCACGUGGCGGCCUUCGCGCUCUACGAGCUGGCUGUUCGACAAUGGAGUAGAUUGUCAACUCGGCGGCAGUUUAUUGACAACCGGCAUAAGCCAGGCUCGCGAUCCGUGUUCGCUCAUUUUUUUUCUGAUGCAGUGAUUAUCCGCUUUUCAGACCAGAUAUAUACACGUCAUUCUAUAUGCAUCCCAUCUACAUUAUAUGUUAACGUGCAGCAUGGAAGUAAUCAACAUUACCGAUUGUUUCUUUUGCCUCAAGCUUUUCAAGGGCUUGUCAACGGGGUUCGUGCCGUAGCAAUUCAGACCUCCCAAGAACUUGACACGAUUGCUCAUUUUCAAACGUUCUCGAUUGUAGUACGAAUUCUCGACGCUUCAGUUGUAAAGUUACGCGUGUUGGAGCAAGAAGGCCAGGUCAAAAGAACCUUCAUGACGCUGGAUGAAGGGCGCCAACUGCUGCGGCGCGCGCAGAGCGCGUACAAGGCCUAUGACUUCGAGAACCGCCUGAGCCUUUUGCGCAUGCUAGUCCCCCCACGCGGAAUUUCUGUAGAGGACUCCGUCCUCACGGCCAAAGACUCGGCGGACGACGAUAGCACUGUUAGAUGA
Molecule: messenger RNA, 732 nt
Organism: Gryllus bimaculatus (two-spotted cricket)
Lineage: Eukaryota; Metazoa; Arthropoda; Insecta; Orthoptera; Gryllidae
Source: the annotation of a GenBank genome assembly